Molecule: messenger RNA, 2896 nt
Organism: Pieris rapae (cabbage white)
Lineage: Eukaryota; Metazoa; Arthropoda; Insecta; Lepidoptera; Pieridae
Product: G-protein coupled receptor Mth2-like
Exons: 9
Coding region: 190-1722 (510 amino acids)
Biological process (GO): cell surface receptor signaling pathway; G protein-coupled receptor signaling pathway
Cellular component (GO): membrane
Molecular function (GO): G protein-coupled receptor activity
Source: RefSeq, a predicted model, not a curated record
GGUCACGACGUUGCUAUACUCACUAUUCCCGAGAACUUGUUAUCUCUUAUCAAUAUGAUACAUCAUUACCUUACAAGCACCGUGAUAAACGUUUAUUCGCGAUAAAACGAUUUAUAUUACUCAAACAAAUUAACUUUUAAUAAUGUUCAUAGGAAAUCUCUUUAAAAUAGAGAUUUGUGAUUUAGUAAGAUGAGGUGCUUUUUGAUUUUUUUCUUUGUGUACACAGUUAGUUGUGAACUUUGUUCUCGUGACGAAAGAUUAAAUAUAACCGAGGGUGUGAAGUUUGAAAAUGAAUCUAUUUUAUUCGAGGAUGUAGAAUAUGUGAAGGGAAAUUGGUUCGAAUUAGAAGAUGGUACAUUUGGUUGUCCCUGUAUUGGGCGUACAUGUUUGUGGAAAUGCUGUGGAGCCGGUCAGGCAUAUGUCAACAGAUCCUGUACGGAUGUGAUCAUGACGGAAGUGAAUCCUUUUAAUCCACCUGUUCAUAAAGGGGCGGAGGCAAUAAGUAUCAACGCAUCGGCCCAAUUCUUUUACAAGUACACGCUGUCUUGUGCAAAAUACCUAGUUGGUGCAAGAGCUAACGAGUUUAUUUAUAUACAGAAGAACGGGACAUUAUAUGAGAUAGCAGAUGACAGGCCUCAGUGGCAUCCACCUGCAAGAUACUGUGUUGAAAUGUGGCAGGACGCUACUCAUAUAGAGCCGAUAUUGGUGGCGGGUGUGUGCUACCCUGACGACCCCCAACAGGAUGUUGACAGUCCUGCGCUUUUUAUCGCUUAUAGUAUAGGUCUAAUGAUAUCAAUUCCGUUCCUGUUGGCAACAUUCCUGGUGUACGCGUUCAUCCCGGAGUUACGGAAUCUACAUGGCCUAUGUCUUAUGGCGUACUGCGGUGGACUAAUAAUUGCCUAUUCCUUCCUGUCUUACUUGAAACUGCACUUUGGGAAGAUUGGCGUUGAUAUGACCGGAUGUUAUAUAAUAGCGUUCAUCGUCUACUACACUUUUCAAACGAGUUUUUUCUGGCUUAACAUCAUGUGUAUCGAUAUAUGGAGAACUUUUAGCCAUGGCUACAGGGGUACCUCGAACAAACGUCGGGAGAAGAAGCGAUUUGCCUUAUAUGGGUUGUAUGCUUGGGGGGUACCAGCAGUCCUCACAGCGAUAACAAUUGCUAUGCAGUACAGUGAGAACCUGCCUGCAGGUGUGAUAACACCUGGAUUUGGAACGCAGAGAUGCUGGUUUGCUGAUUGGAUGAGCGAAUUGGUGUACUUUUUCAUUCCCGUGUUUUUGCUUGUAAUUUGCAAUGUUGUGCUCUUCACAAUUACGGCAUAUCGCAUUCGUUCGAUUCGUCAGGAAACUGCUAUAUUAAAAGGUGCCGAGUCAUCGCGAAGUGACAAAUUGAAAAAAGAUAAACAAAGAUAUGGGCUUUAUUUAAAACUCUUUGUGGUGAUGGGCGUGAAUUGGUCCGUGGAAGUGAUAAGCUUCGCUGUGGGCGGUUCCAACUGGUAUUGGGUACUGAUAGAUUUAUCUAACAUCGCCCUUGGCAUCUACAUAUUCUUCAUAUUCGUGUGGAAGAACAAGGUUCGCAACCUUGUUACUAAGAAGUGGCAGAGGCUCCGAGGAGUUCGUAUGCCGGAGACAAGCACAGGACGGUGGAUGUCCAGCUCGGCACAAACAGAGGACACUAGGAUCUCGCACGACGAAACUGGUAUACGACUUAAGGAUCUCCGUUGAUUUCUUCUACAGUAAUGCACCUACGUUCGAAUUAGAACAGCCAUCACUCUAAGUUUAAGAUUUUACGCUUUUACUUAUAAAAAAGUAAGUUGAAUUGUGUUAUUUUAAUUAAAAUACUUUUUCGUUUCUAGUUAUCGAAUUGUGACAAACAGAGUAAUUUAGUUGACUCAGUGAAGUACUAGUCGUGGUUGUAAGCGAUUUUCUUAGUUAACAUAAUGAACAAAAUAGCAUUUAUAGCUCUAAGCAUAAUUAUAAUGGAGUUAGUUUUCUUAUAUUUGAGAGUUGAGAUUCACGGAGGAAAAUAUAUUUAUGUGAGUAAAUUGUCAAAAUGACAAGUUUGUUGUCAAAAGGACGUGUUUCGUACACGGUAAAAACAACAUUUAGAUAAGUUCAAUGACAGUCAAUUCUACGAAAGACUAGGCGGUAUGGUCGAAAGACUACCAUGGGGGAAAAAAUAAAAAAUUAAUGAAUGAGUCAGCGCUCGCAACUUUAUUCUGUACAUAUAACAUCAAAAUUAAAUAUUAACACCAUUAUCUGUCUUUUAGACUUUACAUAAUUUGUUAAGAUGUAUUUAGAUUAAUGAUUAUUAUGUAUUGCCUAAUCUAAGAUGUGCGUUUAUUUCUUUAAUUAUGCGCUUAUGGUUAUGAAUGUUAGGCAUUUUAUGUAGGUAUGUAAUAAUUGUUUUAUUGUACCCACCUACGUACUAAAUAUCGUUAAUCUAUAAGUAUUGUUAAUACUAAAGAAAAAAAUAAAAAAAAAUAAAAUCACUAAAUGUAUUAUCACUCGCUUCGUGUUCUACUAGACUGAUUGUUAUUUCGAAGAUUACUGUUUGUAAUCUCUUGUUAUGUUCACGCCUUAGACCAGAGUAUUUUAUGGCAAGUUGGACAAGCGAUACAAAAGUUUAUUGUAAACAUUAAGCUGUGAUGUUUACUUAACAAUUAAUACUUUGGUUUAGGAUACAACGUGAGCUGUUAAAAUAAAUCAUCAAUGUGCGACAUACCAACGAAAUAGAUAAAUAAGAGUAGAAGGCACAACAAACACGCUGCAAAUGUAAGAACCAAAAGUUCUCGGGUACUUUCGCCUAAAACCUCUUAUUUAUGUGUUUCGUGGCAAAUGAAGUUAAAUUAUACAUGGUCAUUCACGUCUUUAUUACCUAAUAAAUUGCUUUAAUGUU